AAACGGACUGUCUCAAUCAUCAAAUCAGGAUGUUUGUUCUCAUCUGGGCGACUCUGCUUUUCUCUGUGAGAGGCAUCACUGCUGAUACAGAGCAAAGAGGAACAAAGUACAAAAGGUAGACGAAGAGAGGAAGAGUCAGUUCAGAGCAGAGACACAGAGCAGAGAUCACUGUGGUGAGAAGAGAACAGGAGAUCAAGAGGAAAAGAGGAAAAGAAACGGACUGUCUCAAUCAUCAAAUCAGGAUGUUUGUUCUCAUCUGGGCGACUCUGCUUUUCUCUGUGAGAGGCAUCACUGCUGAUACAGGAAAAGAAACGGACUGUCUCAAUCAUCAAAUCAGGAUGUUUGUUCUCAUCUGGGCGACUCUUCUUUUCUCUGUGAGAGGCAUCACUGCUGAUACAGGUGCUUCAGUGGGGGAAAGAACACAGUGUCUAGAACAAUUCUGUAUCACUCUCACAGGAGGAGAAAUAACAGCAGAGGCUGGACUCUGUGUUGUGAUACCGUGUUCUUUCAACAGUACUAAUGGCUUUACACUUCAACAUAUGUUGUUUAUGAAAUGUGAACCAUAUACAAAAUAUUGUCAGGAGUCGGACAUGAUAUUCAGCACUGACGAGAACAAUCAAGUUCAGUCUGGGUUUAUGGGACGAGUUUCACUGUUGGAGCCUGACAUGAGUCAGAGGAACUGCAGCAUCAUCAUCAAUGACCUCACUGAGUCAGACUCUGGAUCAUAUCAGCUCAGAAUUGAGUAUUCCCAGUAUAAUAACAACAAGGGAUUUACAUUCCAGCUAAAAUCAAAUGUCUCUGUUAAAGGUCUGACCCAGAAUCCCACAGUGAUGGUUCCUCCUCUGACAGAGGGACAGCAGACCACACUGACCUGCACUGCUCCUGGUCUCUGCUCUGGAUCUGAUCCUAAAGUCACCUGGACGUGGAGAGGAGCAGGAAACAUCACUGCUUUCAUGACUGAGGAUCUGACUGCUGUCACAAAGAAACACAGCUCAACUUUGACCUUUAACCCUUCAGCUGAACAACACGGCUCCAACGUCACCUGUAAGGUCAGCUUCACAAACAACAUCACUACAGAGGAGACAGUGACUCUGAAUGUGACCUAUGUGAAGAAACCUGUGAUCACCGGAAUGACAACUGUUAAGGAGGGUGAUGCUCUACAUCUAACCUGCAGUGUUGAGAGUUCCCCCCUCUCCACUCUCAUCAUCCUUAAUGUGACAGCAGAAUGUUCUGGAGAGUACAUCUGUACAGCAAAGCACCAGAACACUACUCUGACCACACCUGCUGAAGUAAAUGUAAAAUAUGUGAAGAAACCUGUGAUCACCGGAAUGACAACUAUUAAGGAGGGUGAUGCUCUACAUCUAACCUGCAGUGUUGAGAGUUCCCCCCCCUCUGUUAUCACCUGGACUAAACUUGGCUCCAACAAAAACCUGCAAAGUGAAAAUACAAGCGUCCUGAAGAACAACACUGGAACAGCCACUCUCAUCAUCCUUAAUGUGACAGCAGAAUAUUCUGGAGAGUACAUCUGUACAGCAAAGCACCAGAACAUUACUCUGACCACACCUGCUGAAGUAAAUGUAAAAUUUCAUCCAAAGGUCUUCAGUAGCUCUGCAUGUGAGGUUCAGUGGGAGGUCCUGACCUGUGUGUGCAUCAGUGAGGGUUUCCCUUUACCCACCAUCAAAUGGCCGAUGUUGAAAACUCGCACUGAAUACUCUUUCACUACCAAUAAGUCAAACCACAUCGUCAUCAGCUUCGCCAAAUCUGUAAAAGAUCUCAACUCCACCACUGUUGAGUGUGUCAGCACCAAUGAAAUUGGGGAAGCAAAAGAGAACCUCCAAGUCAGAACAAAGGAGUUAAAAGAAAACGAUCUACUCUUUGCAUUUUUAUUAAAAUUUGUACAGCCGCAAGUCAUCAUUGCGUUUUUGAUUGGGAUACUUCUUGCAUCAACGAUCUGCUGUUUGGCCGUAAAAUGCUGCAGAAAUAAACAGAAGAACUCUGCUGAGGCUCUGGAGAUGGUGACGACUCAAGCGGUUCCACUGUUAGAUGCUGGUCAAGGAGUGGACAAUGACCAAGGGGAAUCUGAAGAAGGAGCUACAGCUGCUGGGCAAUCUGCCUCUGGUGGUGAUGUGGAACCAAAAGAGUUGGAGUACUCUGCCAUCGACUUUUCCUUGGUGAAAAGGAAGAGUCCCUUAGGGGCAGAGAAUACCCAAGAGACCAAAGAUACAGUGUAUGCCAAAAUCAAAAACAAAGCAAAAGAGGAGAGACAAAACGAUGGUGCUGAGGAGGUAGCAAUGGUGGAGGGCAGUGAAGAGGAGGAGGUGAUGGUAGGGGAAGAUGAGGAGACAAAACAGUAUCUGCCGAAGGACGAGGAAGGAGGUGAGAAUGUGGCAGUGUACUCCAAUGUGAAGGAAAUAAUGGGGGAGAUAGAAGGACUGUAUAGCAUGGAGGAGUCACUUAACAAUUAAUGUUUCUUUCCUUUUUUUGAAUUUGGAAAAGAGAGAAAACACAACAGGUGAUUCAUCGCAGACAGAUGAGACAUAAUGUAGUGAAACAAGCUUUACAUUAAACAUAGGACGAGCUUUAGUGCAAGAUGGGGUUGAUAUUCAUAUUUUAUAUUUGAUGCUGGUGUGUAUGUAUGAGGUUGAAGUAUAUCAUAUUUUACAGAAAGGGAAGCAGUUAGAUUCAAUGAGAAUAAAACAUAAAUAAUAAUACAUUUUAUUUAAAUAGCGCUUUUCAAAAAAGUCAGAUACACUUUACAAAGGGGAUAAAAUAGAGAUAAAUAUUUUAAAACAUACAUCCUAGACAAUUAAGCAGGAAGGACA
Messenger RNA from Anoplopoma fimbria (sablefish), 2822 nucleotides. RefSeq names its product sialic acid-binding Ig-like lectin 10. The record is from RefSeq and is a predicted model, not a curated record. The transcript is spliced from 13 exons. Bases 243 to 2465 code for a protein of 740 amino acids. Lineage: Eukaryota; Metazoa; Chordata; Actinopteri; Perciformes; Anoplopomatidae.